UCGCUUCGUUGCAAUGAGACUUUCGUACUGUGUCUAUUGUAUUAUUCCCACUUCUGUUGUCACGGGUAUUGUGAGACGUGAAGCUAAUCGCACAAAUCUUGCUGGGCUGGUGGUAUACGACUGCUCGCGCAACACGGCCCCACUUUGUCCAUGGGAAACCGGUUUCCUGCCAACGCCUUGCCCAACCCUGCUUCCAUCCCAGUUGCCUACACUUGGUAUUCCACCGUAGAGAUCCUCGCUGAACAACUUGCACUUUGCCAUUCUCAAUGUGUAAUAUCAAUUGCGCGCACAGAAAGGCACAAUGCCGGAACAAAAGUCCGCGUUCGAUACGCCGUGGUUUAAUGCGCAAGAUGCCGGCUGGUUCAAUCAGUUGAACAAAUCGAAAAUCCCCCGGCUAGUCCUGACGGCCGAAACGGAAGACUUCGACGACGAGGUUGUCCGGCAGUUCCGCGAUGAGGGCUUCGACACCGCCUACGUGCCCCUGCUGAACGGCGGGAACGACUUUGUCGAGCGCGUGCAUCGCGCCGGCGACAGUUUCGGGGUGGGAGAGUACUAUGGCAUCGUUGCUUACGGCGACGCAGCAUCCCUCAUGCUAGAAGCACAUCUCAAACCCAACAAUCCGCGCCUCGUAGCAGUAAUAGCAUACUACCCCACCACCAUCCCGUCAGUCAACACCAAAUUCCCCCCAAGCGUCAAAGUGCUCGUCCACCUAGCCGGAAGCGAAGUAGGCGUGCGCCGCACCACCGAAGUCCUCGGCAUCCAAGGGAAGCGCAAAACGGUGCGCAAGCGCAUCGAUCCCGGCGAAGGGCACGGCGGGAGUUUGAAGCUGGGCUACCAGGCUUACACGUACGGCGGUGCGGAGCCGGGGUUCGCGGAGCACGAUUUGGAGGAGUUUGAGGGUGUUGCGGAGGGGGUGGCGUUUACGCGGACUCUGGCGACGUUGAGGCAAGCGUUUCGCAUUGAGGGGGGUGUGGAGGGGGUGAGGGAUGGGUUUGUGGGUGCUAGUGGGGCGAUCGGGGGCGGGAGGGGGGUGCAGAGGGAGAAGGUUGUUGGGCAGCUGAGGGAGUUUGCGAGCGUUGUUCAUGCGCCUACGUUGACGGGGGGUGUUGGGAGGAAGGAUCUGGAGAGCUUCUAUGCGCGCUUCUUCGCGCCGUUGCCGCCUUCUUUUGCUGCGAGGUUGUUGUCGAGGACGAUUGGGACGGAUCGCGUGGUGGAUGAGUUGUUUGUGAGUUUUACGCAUUCUUCGCCUGUGCCGUGGAUUUUGCCGGGGAUUCCGCCGACAAAUAAAGCGGUGGAGGUUGUCGUUGUUAGCAUUGUGUGUGUUCGUGGCGGGAGGGUGGAAAGCGAGCAUGUGUAUUGGGAUCAGGCGUCUGUGCUUGCGCAGAUUGGCCUCAUCAAUCCCAAGGCUGUGUCGGAGACGAUGAAAAAGAAGGGGGUGAAGAGCUUGCCUAUUGUGGGUGCUGAGGGCGCGAGGGCGAUUAAGAGGGGGAGCAGUAAACAUAUGAACGCGUUGAUUGCAGACUGGUAG
This is a messenger RNA of Neohortaea acidophila, 1528 nucleotides long. RefSeq lists its product as uncharacterized. The record is from RefSeq and is a predicted model, not a curated record. Lineage: Eukaryota; Fungi; Ascomycota; Dothideomycetes; Mycosphaerellales; Teratosphaeriaceae. Gene Ontology annotation, biological process: polyketide metabolic process. The transcript is spliced from 4 exons. Bases 302 to 1528 code for a protein of 408 amino acids.